Xiphias gladius (swordfish) is the source of this 3852-nucleotide messenger RNA. Its product is annotated as polycomb group RING finger protein 3. Lineage: Eukaryota; Metazoa; Chordata; Actinopteri; Istiophoriformes; Xiphiidae. Bases 235 to 984 code for a protein of 249 amino acids. The transcript has 11 exons. The record is from RefSeq and is a predicted model, not a curated record. Gene Ontology annotation, biological process: regulation of transcription by RNA polymerase II. Gene Ontology annotation, cellular component: PRC1 complex.
CGCAUGCGCCGCGCUGCUCCAGGAGCGCUGUUUCGGCCUGUUCCGCGGCCGCUCGGUCAUUUUCGCCUCUUUGUUUUACUGAUAGUGGAUUUAACUCGGAUUCAACCCAAUAUCCAGCGGACCGUGCUGCUCCCGAACAGGCUCCAAUGAGAGGCUCUCCAUGAUGAGGAGCUAACACUGUCGGCCGCACAACCGCAGAAGAGACGUGGCCGCUGCACCAUCCACAGUCGACGCAUGGCGGUAUUAGGGAACCCCGACAUGCUGACGAGGAAGAUAAAGCUGUGUCACAUCAACGCCCACAUCACAUGUCGCCUGUGUGAGGGCUACCUGAUCGACGCCACCACCGUCACCGAGUGCUUACACACCUUCUGUAGAAGUUGCCUAGUGAAGUAUCUGGAGGAAAACAACACGUGCCCCACGUGUAGGAUUGUUAUUCAUCAGAGCCAUCCACUGCAGUACAUCGGCCAUGACAGAACAAUGCAAGACAUUGUCUACAAGUUGGUACCGGGACUUCAAGAGGCGGAGAUAAAGAAGCAGAGGGAGUUCUAUCAGAAGUUGGGGAUGGAGGUGCCUGGAGACAUUAAAGGGGAGCUUUGCAACAUGAAGACUCAUCUAGAUCAGCGCAAUGGUGACGCAAAAUCAGAGGACACGGCCAAUAAGGAGGCAGGAGAGGAGAAACCAGAAGAGGACAAUGACUAUCACCGUAGCGACGAGCAGGUCAGCAUCUGCUUGGAGUGCAACAGCAGCAAGCUGCGAGGUCUGAAGCGCAAGUGGAUCCGCUGUUCAGCACAAGCCACAGUCCUCCACCUCAAGAAGUUCAUCGCCAAAAAGCUUAACCUGACAUCAUUUAAUGAGCUGGACAUUUUAUGCAAUGAGGAAAUCCUGGGGAAGGACCACACUUUGAAAUUUGUUGUUGUGACAAGAUGGAGAUUUAAGAAAUCCCCCCUCCUGCUCCAUUACAGACCCAAGAUGGAUCUGCUGUAGCUAAAACGGACACAACGGUUGUUUCUUUCUUUUUAUUUUUUACUUUUGGCCAAGUGGCUGCAGACUGUGCCGAAACUUUUUUUAUUUAUGCAAAGACGAUCAACCAACACCAAGCAAACGCCCGACGGUAAAAGUCAGCAUAAGCCAGCAAAUCGGGAUGUAAAAGGGGGAGGGGGGGGCACAUACAACACAAAACUGGCAACCUCCAGCACAGAUACUGCAACACUGGUGUGUUUUUAGGAACUAAAACAACCAUUUUUUUGUCCGCUACAUCCUAGAUAUGUGAACAAAACAAAAGGAAAAAAAAAAAAAAAAACAAAUGGAAAGAAAGCAUAUAUUUAUACUUUUGUACAGAAGAGACACAUGGAACCAAGACACUACUGGUGCUCUGUUUACACGCAAACAAGAUGUCGGGAAUCACGUGACUUUUUGAGCUUUGUGCAGAUUUCAUCCUCCUGGGACAAUGACAGAGGAAGCGGACUGACACUUCCAGUAUAAACCGCGGAGCACCGCAGAUGGGCCGGUUUGGUAAAGAUGAGUGCAGAUUACCGAUGUCACAACGUUGCAUUUCUUAGGUAUAUUUCAGUUACUUUUCACUGCCAGUUGGACUCGCAGAUGUUCAAAGUUGCACAAUGUUUAAGAAAAAUCAAUUUAAGAAGAUUUCUGGAAGUUCGAUGAAUAUUGUUCUUUUUCCACAAAAAUCAGUAUAAAACUUGGAUUUUCUUUUUUUUUCUGCAGAAUAGCCAGCGUUCAAUAUUGUUGACUACACAUGACACAAAUUUACGAGUCUUUUUGAGAAAUAACUCGCAAAUUCAGGUUUCGCACGGGGACUGAGGCUUUUUUGAACAUUUUGAUAAUGAGAUUCUGAGUAAAAUGACUACUCUUUGGUCAUUUGGUGCUUAUAAAAUGUAUGUUUCUAAUGUUGAAGAGGAGUUUUCCUCAGGAACAUGCUGUUCUUAACUGUGACACAGCAAACCAAUGUUCAGUCAAACGAGAAAAUGUCUUAACUCACAGCGUUCAAACCUAAACUGUCUUCAACCUUACCGCAGCAACUGGAUCCUUAAAACGCCAUGUCAGACCUCAAGUAGUAUUACCUCACUGGCCCGUCCGGUCAGUAAUUAAAUGACAAUUAUUUUCCCUUUGCAUUGUGUCUGCCCACAACAAGCUGUUCUGUCUGUAUGUUCACGUGCAGGGUUCCUAUGCAUCCUUAGGUUGCAGUAGUCCGGGAAAAUAAUGUAAUUUUAAAACUGUCUUAACUUUGAAUUUGGGUAACAAGUCCAUAAGGCAAUGAAAAAGACACUUUGGUCCAAUCGUGGUACACAUGCAGCUCGUUGGAAGUCCUCUUCUCUCGGUCCCUGCAUCGAUCUGUCUGCAGUUUUGUCUAGUGAUCGUCGGGACGACUCAAUCACGUCAUCCACCGCUGUCCGCUACCUGGAAAUUGAAAAAUGUGUAGGAACCCUGCUACAGUAUGACUUGUGUAUAAAAAUCAGCGUUUUUACAGCUCUACCAAAACCCCUCCUACAGUCUCUGAUGUUCUCUGCAUGGUUCGGUUCACUUCUGAUGGUAACCUUUAUGUUUCAAGGCCCUUGAUCCACUUACCCAUGUGAGGUCUUCCUUCUUUUUGGUUUUUGAUACCAUAUCGUACCUAAAAUCAUGGAAAGUAUAGGUUUUUAAUCAAAAGAAAUUUUUAAAAAAUUAAAAAAAAAAAAAGGGGGGGAGGGGUGAAAAUGCAAACAGCCUGCUGUUCUGUUUCGAGUUGGGCCGGACGCUUGGACCCUGGUAUAACAUGCUCGCAGAUCUAGGUGAAAAUCUGAUAAUAGAAAUAGAAUUUGCAGCACAAACAUUCUGCCUUUUUAGCCAUUUAAUUUCGAGCCUCGUAUUUUUUUCCUCCCCAUUUCUAUCUACUAUUUUACUUCUGUGAAUAUUGCCAUUGCGCACUAUCAACAAAAAACAUUUUGAAGCUUAGAAACAAACUAAAAUCAGAAAUUGGUGUUUUUAACCAAGCUAAAAGAAUAAUUUUAAAACGCCGAUCUGCUCUUGAAAAUCAUAAAAACCAAAAACAAGGAGCCUUACAUGUUUUGUCAGGUCACGGAGGAGUGUUGCGCUAGUACAUGGCGAAAAUCCCCGCAAACUCAAUGUAACUGCUGUGUGUUAUUAUGUCUUUGUAAGUGCAGACCUGGUGUUUUCACAGGUCAUUUUGUAGAGAAGAGGCCAGUGUCAAGGUAAUUUCCUCCGAGGUACACAUUCAAGUGGUUUAAGUUGUAAAAAAUGGCCCCGACCCCGGAGCCACUCAUCCGGCAUUUUAAAUGUUAUUUUGACAGUCCGAUAUCUGUAAUUUCCAUCUUUGGUUCUGUGAAGCGAAGGUCAGCGCCCUCGUCAUGUUUAAGUGUCGUCGCCUCCUGUAAGCAUUCAGCCUGUUUAUGAUCAAAUCUCUGAUGUGUACAUCACCUUUCUCAUCAGGUGAUUAAGCUGUAAAAAACACCCAGCAAGGUGCUACUAUAACGAUGACUACAAACAAAAUGUUAUCAACUCAUACAAUUUCUGUGUCAAGCCAAACACUGCUUUGUACUGUUUAGGAGGACUGGCAUUGAAACAAAGGUCACAUUUGUGCAUUUUUAUUCCCCUCCUGUUUCGCAUGGUUACGUUCACACUACACUGUUGUUCGGGUUUUUUCUUGUUCACAUCUGAUUUUCUUCACUCGUUGUGAGGAGGAAAAAAAAAAAAAAGAGUGGAUCAUUGGUACAAAGUCUGAACCACAUUUAAACUGGAAAUGAAUUUACCUGUGAAAACUGUCUUGAUUCGUUGCAAAAAAGUGUUGAGACAGAAACAACAUUGGAAAGAGGGCCAAAGAGCCUGUUUUUGGUCGAA